AUGGCGACUGCUAAACUCCGUAAAGAAAACCAACAGCUACGAGAGGAAAUUGAAGAACUUCAAGGAAAUUUGAAGCAAAUAACCGCGGAUAUUUCGAAAAAGAACGAAAGCCUGAUUGAACAAGAUGGCAGACAUGCUUCCCAGUCAACCGAGUCAACAGCCGAUAAAGAUAAGUCCUUAGAAGUGCUCAAAAUGACGAUCUUAUUUUGUUUAAAAAUAAUACAAUGAAGGAAUUAAAACAUAUAAAUCAACAAGUUAAUAUUAUUUCAAAGAAAUGCGAGGUCAUUGCAAACGCCGUUGAGCAAAUCGAAAAUUAUAAUUACCAAUACAAUAUUAAAAUUACUGGUAUGCCUCAACAAAACCCGAAUGAAUCGGCCGACGAAACUGGGAGUAUGUGCCUGAAAUUAUGUACUGCCAUAGGGGCAGAUGUCUCGAUCUACGAUGUGGACAUUGCCCAUCGUGUUCCUGCGAGAAGGCAAUCUAACCGAUCGAACGCAAUUAUCUGUAAAUUUGUACGCCGUUUGGCGAAAGAAAAAGUAAUUGUAGCCAGAAAACAAACUAGUAAUGUUCAACCUGAGCAACUCCAUCGACCACGAAAUUAG
Molecule: messenger RNA, 602 nt
Organism: Paramuricea clavata
Lineage: Eukaryota; Metazoa; Cnidaria; Anthozoa; Malacalcyonacea; Plexauridae
Source: the annotation of a GenBank genome assembly